Molecule: messenger RNA, 1770 nt
Organism: Exophiala aquamarina CBS 119918
Lineage: Eukaryota; Fungi; Ascomycota; Eurotiomycetes; Chaetothyriales; Herpotrichiellaceae
Exons: 1
Coding region: 1-1770 (589 amino acids)
Biological process (GO): fatty acid metabolic process
Molecular function (GO): medium-chain fatty acid-CoA ligase activity
Source: RefSeq, a predicted model, not a curated record
AUGCGGGGAUACCGAUACCUUCGAUCAUGGUCUCAACGGCCUUCCCUCGCUACAUGGUCGGCAACGCACAUAAGACGAGGUCUUCUGACAAGUGCCCGGAUCAAAGGACCCCUCGAACCUGCCCUCCUUGAAGAAACUGUCGGCCAGAACUUUGCUCGCAUUGUCUCUGCCCAUGGCGAUCGCAAUGCCGUCAUAUCCAGACAUCAACAAAAACGUUUGACCUACCACCAGCUCGACCUUGACAGUAAUGUCGUGGCUCGGGGACUACAAAGCCUGGGGAUCAAGAAGGGGGAUCGCGUAUGUGUCUCGCUAGGGAACAAUCUCGAGUUUGCGACCAUUACAUAUGCCUUGUUCAAGCUGGGCGCAAUCCUGGUCCCUCUCAAUCCAGCUUUCACCGCAACCCAGAUCAUUUCAGCGCUCAACCACCUGUCGUCCACCCACUUGGUCAUUGGGACCGAAACAAACCUCCCUUUCAAACCUCCACGCUCCAAUGUCUCCCUUCUCCAGGGGCUAGUUCCAGAUCUCACAACCUCCUCCUUAUCCGCUGAGGCAAUACCUUCUUUGAAGAACAUAGUGUUGUUGGACAACUCUACAGGUCGGGUGGACACGUCUCAAUUACGAGCAACCACUCCAUGGUCGUCAAUUAGUCAAGACACGGAUACUACGCUGCCGACACCCUCUGCGCCCUUGUCAAAUACAGAUCUAGUCAACAUUCAAUUCACAUCGGGUACAACUUCUAUGCCCAAAGCCGCAUGCCUGUCUCAUCGUUCAAUUCUCAAUAAUGGAAAUCAAAUAGGGGAUCGCAUGCUCUUGACCCCCGAGGACGUGGUAGUCUGCCCUCCACCUCUAUUCCAUUGUUUCGGUUGCAUUCUGGGGUAUAUGGCGACUGCAACGCACGGUUCGGCAAUCGUCUUUCCUACAGAAGCCUUCAACCCGAUGGCAUCCUUGAAAGCCGUCCAGGAGGAAAAAGGUACAGCAUUGUACGGCGUGCCGACCAUGUUUCUUUCCGAACUUGAGCUCAUCAACGACGAGCAGAUCGUGUACGAAGGAUUUCAAUAUCUGCGCACAGGUAUUGCAGCAGGCUCUUCCAUCCCUGCGGAACUGAUGCGCAAGCUACACAAAACCUUGAAUCUGACCGAACUGACCAUCUGCUACGGUAUGACCGAAACAUCACCCGUGUCAGCCAUGACCACAACCGACGACCCGAUCGAGAAACGCAUCAACACCGUCGGCCGACUUCUCCCCCACGUCGAAGCCAAAGUCGUCGAUCCAUUCGACCACGACAAGGUUCUCGAAAUAGGCGAACGCGGCGAACUCGCAGUCUGCGGCUACCUUGUCAUGCAGGAAUACUGGGGCCAACCGGAGAAAACAGCGGAGGUGAUGAAGACCGACGCCGAUGGCAAGGUCUGGAUGCACACGGGCGACGAAGCCUCCAUCGAUGCUGAAGGCUACGUCAGCAUCACGGGCCGCAUCAAAGAUCUGAUCAUCCGCGGCGGAGAGAAUAUUCACCCUCUGGAGGUCGAGAAUUGCUUAUUUGCCCACGACCAGAUCGCAGAGGUGAGUGUCGUGGGCCUGCCAGACGAGAAAUACGGCGAGGUCGUGGCGGCAUUUGUCAUUCGCAAGCACCAUUUACAUCCUGGCGAGAAGGAAAUCUCCGUUGACGAUGUGCGGGGCUGGGUCCGCGACCGCAUGAGCCAUCAUCUGGUCCCGAAAUAUGUCUUCUUCGUGACUGACUAUCCCAAGACUGCUAGUGGAAAGAUUCGUGAGUGA